Messenger RNA from Lactuca sativa (garden lettuce), 459 nucleotides. Lineage: Eukaryota; Viridiplantae; Streptophyta; Magnoliopsida; Asterales; Asteraceae. The record is from RefSeq and is a predicted model, not a curated record.
AUGUCUCCUUUGAUGGGUGGAGAAAGUGAACUUGCCUCCAAUAGCGCUAAACCGGAAGAAGAAAGUGAAGACAAAGAAGUCAUGGAGAAGGUCAUUGACGCAACAGAUCAUCUCAAACGCCACCAUCUUGUUCACAGUGUUAUGAGUCAACAUCUGAAUGCUACAACCAUGUUUCUAGAGAAGUUCAUCUUGAAAAUCGGUAAGAGGAAGACGAAUUCUGGCAUCAAAAAUCUUCAGUUAAACACUGACCUUCCUCAGAGGAGGCAACAAGAUCAUGGAAUCAAGUGCAGGGAACUCUACAUUGAUUAUUAUCAUAGUAGUAGUAGUGGUGGUGGCGGUGGAGGUGGCAGUGGAUGUGGCGGUGGUGGUGGUGGUGGUCGUCGUCAUAUUAGUAGUAGUAGUAGUAAUAGUUGCAAAGCAUCUAAUACGUUGGCAGCUUCUUCCAUAAUGGCUGCAUAA